Lacerta agilis (Sand lizard) is the source of this 1052-nucleotide messenger RNA. RefSeq names its product translocase of inner mitochondrial membrane 23 homolog B (gene TIMM23B). NCBI's taxonomy places the organism in Eukaryota, Metazoa, Chordata, Lepidosauria, Squamata, Lacertidae. Gene Ontology annotation, cellular component: mitochondrial inner membrane; TIM23 mitochondrial import inner membrane translocase complex. The coding region runs from base 93 to 725 and encodes 210 amino acids. The transcript is spliced from 7 exons. Gene Ontology annotation, biological process: protein import into mitochondrial matrix. Gene Ontology annotation, molecular function: transmembrane protein transporter activity. The record is from RefSeq and is a predicted model, not a curated record.
GGCGCCGAGGGAGAAACGUCCAUUAACCGCCGCUGCUGCGGACGAGGAGGAGGGGAGAGGGCGGCUGAAGCCCCCCCGGCAGAAGGUCCUCCAUGGAAGGGGGAGCCGGGAACUCGAAGGGCUCCGGGCUCGGCGGCCUCUUCGGCGGCGCGGCGAUGGGUGGGCCCGGCUAUUCCCACGCGGACCUGGCCGGAGUCCCUCUGACUGGAAUGAAUCCUUUGUCUCCAUAUUUAAAUGUAGAUCCCAGAUACCUUAUACAGGACACGGAUGAAUUCAUUUUACCCACUGGAGCUAGCAAAACUAGGGGCAGGUUUGAGCUGGCAUUCUUUACAAUUGGAGGAUGCUGCAUGACAGGAGCUGCAUUUGGUGCACUAAAUGGCCUGCGACUGGGCUUGAAGGAGACACAGAGCAUGGCUUGGUCUAAACCUAGAAAUGUACAGAUUUUAAAUAUGGUGACAAGGCAAGGGGCAUUAUGGGCCAACACUCUUGGAUCUCUAGCACUGUUGUAUAGCGCAUUUGGAGUCAUAAUUGAAAAAACACGAGGUGCAGAAGAUGAUCUGAACACAGUUGCUGCUGGGACCAUGACAGGCAUGCUGUAUAAAAGCACAGGUGGACUACGAGGGAUAGCGAGAGGUGGCGUUGCAGGACUCAUGCUCACUAGUCUCUAUGCUGUCUACAACAACUGGGAGCACAUGAAGGGCUCAGUACAGAGGCAAUCACUCUGAGCAGCAUUGAGAACUGAGAAUCUACACAUGUAGUGCAAUCAGACUUGGAAACCUUUCAGUACAGCAUGGAGCAGAAUGGAAACAAAGACUAGAAAGCCUCACUGUGACAUGUUUAUCAGAACCGGUCUAUCCUUCCAGCUGCCAGAUGGUAAUGUGCUAGUAUCUGUGAGGGUGUGAUCAAGUUGUCAGCUGAAGAUCUUGUUUUGGCAGCAUGUUCACUUUUGCCUGGGCUAGUUAUUUUACCCAAGUUAAUUGUCUGUCCCAUGAUGAGGUUUAUGUAACUAUGCUGUUGCUUGAUUUGGUUCUAAUAAAGUUUUUGUCCCUACA